AUGGCGCUCGAAGACCGCUUCGAGGUCGUCAAGGAGAUUGGCGAUGGAAGUUUCGGCAGCGUCGUCCUGGCUCGAACCCGGACGGCGGGCGCAGCUGUUGCCCGCCGAGGCACUCUUGUCGCAAUCAAGUCCAUGAAGAAGACGUUUGAGUCUCUGUCGCCAUGCCUUGAGCUUCGAGAGGUCGUCUUUCUCCGAACCCUCCCUCCUCAUCCCCAUCUCGUUCCCGCUCUCGACAUCUUCCUAGAUCCCUUUACGAAAAAGCUACACAUUGCCAUGGAGUACAUGGAGGGCAAUCUGUACCAGCUGAUGAAGGCCAGAGACCACAAAUAUCUCGACAACUCAAGUGUCAAGAGCAUCUUGUUCCAGAUUAUGCAGGGUCUCGAGCACAUCCACUCCCACAACUUCUUCCACCGCGACAUCAAGCCCGAGAACAUUCUCGUUUCGACGUCUGCCCACCAGGACACCUCAAACUCAUUCCGAAGAUACUCUGCCCUGGUCACCCCACCCUCGACUCCUCCUACUUACACCGUCAAGCUGGCUGAUUUCGGUCUCGCCCGUGAGACUCACUCCAAGCUUCCAUACACCACCUACGUCUCCACAAGAUGGUACCGAGCGCCCGAGGUUCUGCUGCGCGCCGGCGAGUAUUCGGCGCCCGUCGACAUCUGGGCCGUCGGCGCCAUGGCCGUGGAGAUUGCUACGCUGAAGCCGCUGUUCCCUGGUGGAAACGAGGUUGACCAGGUGUGGAGAGUUUGCGAAAUCAUGGGCAGCCCCGGAAACUGGUACAACAAGGCCGGUGCCCGCGUUGGAGGAGGCGAAUGGCGCGAAGGUACUAGACUGGCCUCCAAGCUGGGCUUCUCUUUUCCCAAGAUGGCGCCUCACGCCAUGGACACCAUCCUGCAGACUCCUCAGUGGCCGCCUGCGCUGAGCCACUUUGUCACCUGGUGUCUGAUGUGGGAUCCCAAGAACCGUCCUACGUCUACGCAGUCUUUGAACCACGAAUACUUUGCCGAUGCUACGGAUCCGUCAAGACCCAAGUCAUCUGCUUCCAAGAUUCUGGGUCGCAAGCAGUCCGAUCUGAGCCGCGCCUCCAAAGAGGGUCUGGCCCCUUCAAACUCCGUCUCAAAGCCUUCUUGGUUCCGCAAGUCGCUCAUCGGCCGCAGCGACAUUCCCGAAACCGUAGUUGUUGCCCCCAUCCAGCCGUCGCCUGUGCAAACCUCCAGCACUGUCGAUACCGCCAAUACUAAGCAGGUUGCCAAGUCCAAGCGGACCACUUGGGCCAACGGUCUCUCCAGCGCGGCGCCAAUGCCAAUUCUGCCUUCCAUCAAGCCUAUUUCGCCAUUGUCCGAUGCCGUGACGGCGCGUGCCAACAGCAACACCGACAGCCUGGACAAGAGCAAGAAGCUUGGCCGACAGCUCUCUGUGAACUCGAGCAACAACAACUAUACCGAGCUGCACCGCGCUCAGGCCGAGCGCGCUCUGAAUGGGCAGACAGGCCUUGCGUCACCUCCUAGCGCUCACAAGGAGAGCUUCUUCUCGCACCUUCGCAAGCGAGCUAGACGCUUCUCUGGCCGCCACCAAACUCCUGUUUCGCCAGCAUACGACGACAUGGAAGCGCAAGUGGGAUGCAGCCCUUGGAACAGCAAUCGAUCGUCUAUGCUUGUUGACCAGCAAGUGAGCGUCGUCCCAAAGGUGGAGGGAGGAUAUGAGUCCUUGGACAAGGCCCUGCACGAUGUCCAGGGCUCUGAGCCCAGAGCUCCCGUUCCCCCGUCACAUCAGCUUGCCGCCGCCGGAAAGCUUAAGCGCCACCACUCGCUGCCGUAUCAACAGCCCAGAUCUGUCGACAACCUGAUUGGCGCCGCCCGAAACGGCCCCAUCUCAAGCCGAACUCGACGUGCCCAAGCGGUUCACGAUGUUCAGCAGUACGAGACACCGGCUGAGGAAGACGAGCUCCUCGAUGAGGCUCUUACCGCGACUCAGCGGGCGAUGAAGCGCUUGGAAAACAACACGAAGCCGCUGCGACAGUCUGCGAGCAACUUGGGCCUGUCCAGCUCUCAACCAUACCCCAGUCCAUCACCGUCUGCCAACAGCAACCAACUGCUCUACGCAGAUGGCGCUGAGGCCAUGGCACCGAAGCCUCUCGAUCUCAGCAAGAAAACCUCGAACCAGUACAAGUGGCCCACUCCCCCGUACGAGGGUGGUGAGUGGAGCGCUUCGGCUUCCGCAAGCAUUUGGGCUGCUGGAAACCGCAUCUAAGAGAUUCCAUUAAUAAUUUGUUUAUCGCGCGAUGGAGGGAGUCUCUUUUGUUUUUUCUUCUCUUGGACAUGUUCAUGUUCAGUGGUGAGGCAACAAAAAAAAAGUUGGGUUUUUUUAUUAUUAAUAUGGCGUGUGCUAUUUUUUUUUCUUCGCAUGAUAAAUGGUGUUUUGGUGUUGGUGUGCGACACAUUUUCUCUCACUCCUUGGAUCUUGAGUCGCCGGGUCGACCAUCAUAUCAUGGGCUUUUUUUUAUUUUCCGACAUUUUCGAUUGGGGUAUUAAAUUCUUUUGGUUUAUUCUGCGUAUUUCGGCUGGCACAAACACCUACUCCUACAUACAUCCAUCUACACACGAUAUAUCGCCCUCGGGAAGGUUUUCGACAAAGACGAAUCGGAGCCGCAGCUCGAGGCAGCCUUCGAAUUAUUUAUUAUACCUUUUGGAUUUUAUUUCGCUUCUUUCGAUAUUUGAAACAAUUUGAGCGCGCUUUCAAAGCACCCGAAAUACCCCCAUGAUAGACUGAAAAAAAAGAAGGGCGAGCAUGGCCCUCGCCUUGCUUGAACCCACAUACCUCACAUAGUACACCAUAUUAUAUUAUUUCCUUUGUCAAAAUCGUUUCUUUUUUCUUUUUUUCUAUCUUUUUUUUAUACCAAAGAGGGGAGAAGACGAGAAGAGGAAGAAUGAGAAGAAGAAAGAAAGACUGAAGAUUAGGGACCGGAGUCUGCGGCGUUAUUUCUCUUGUUUCUGCUGUGGUGGGAAUACUCACAUAUAUAUAUCUAUAGUAUAUCUCUUCUUUACGGUCGUUUUUGCCAACUAUUUUUUGCAAUCAAAAGAUCCCCCAGAUUUUGUGGCUGAGGCAAUAUAGGCGCAAUUUUUGUUAAUUGCUAUUUUCAUUGGAGACUGGAGUUUUUAUCUGAUGUGAACACUGGUUCUUUAUAUUGCGUAUUUACUCUACACCCCUCACACAAUUUGUUCAAAGCAACGAAGCAUAAUUUAUCAGUCUCAUUUUGUUCCAUUUUAUCAACUUGUUAAAUGUCUAGUGAUUGAUUCUCGAGUUGGAAAUCUUUUUGAAGUGUAAUGACGAGGAGCGAACCAAAGGGGAUACAUCGUAUCGUAUAUGAAGAAAUCUCCGUCUACCGCUUAUUAACACCCGCUGCGGCUGUAUUUUGAUGCCUAAACGGUACUGUGUGCGCCCGUACUUGGUUGUAAGGGUUGCAAGUGGGACAGGACAGGACACCAUGUAAGCGUAUUCGGCGGAGUUGCGCCCUCGCUCCCUUUUGUAUUUCGUCUAUCC
Trichoderma atroviride IMI 206040 is the source of this 3543-nucleotide messenger RNA. RefSeq lists its product as uncharacterized. Lineage: Eukaryota; Fungi; Ascomycota; Sordariomycetes; Hypocreales; Hypocreaceae. Gene Ontology annotation, biological process: protein phosphorylation; intracellular signal transduction. Gene Ontology annotation, molecular function: protein serine/threonine kinase activity; ATP binding. The record is from RefSeq and is a predicted model, not a curated record. Gene Ontology annotation, cellular component: nucleus; cytoplasm.